UGCCCUUUCCGACACGCCCCACGCGUCCGAAGGAGGAUCUUCUCACGCCUGUACUGCCAGGGUAGAUUCGAUUUCUGAGCUGCGGAUACCUUCUCUCUCAAUUAUUAAAGGGAAAAAACAUGAAGCAGAAUAAACAUGAUGCCAUUGUUUGUGAACCUAAAGAACUUCUGAAUCCCUCUCCCAAAGUAACAAAUUGUUGCAAAUCACUGUGGGUGAAAUACAGUUUUCAGAAGUCGUACAUGACCCGACUUGCCAGCAACCAGCUAGUUUCAGCCAUGUCAAGGAACCCAGAUCACAAUCCACCUCCUCAGCCCAAGGUGGAUAGCAUUGGCCAGAACUAUCCCCAGGAGGAAAUAAUACACAAGUUGGCCGUGCAGCUGAAAAACAUUGGGGACAGCAUUGAUCAUAGGAUGGUUCAAGAGGAUCUGCAACAGGAAGGCAGAGAUGCACUGGCUCAUUUUGUCUUAGUUUUCUUUGGAGGAGUUCAUGUGCUGCUGCGCUUUCUCUGGAAUAACCAUUUGAUGUAAAAAGAAUGUCAAUGUCAAGUUCUGUUUUCCUUCUGCCCUCUGAGAAACACGAAUCCCACCUGGACAGAUAGGAAGAAGACACUUUUCAUCUCCCUCUCUUUUUACCCGUCACUGUUCGUUUUUACCUGGUUAGUUGCAGAACUGCGGACUCACUGACCAUUAUUCUCUUCAGAGGAACCGGCUAUGAACGUCUGCGAUUGCCUCCUGGUAGAGCCCAAGGUGUACUUAGGAACCCAGGAGGCACUGUGGGUG
Messenger RNA from Pteropus alecto (black flying fox), 779 nucleotides. RefSeq names its product peroxisomal testis enriched protein 1 (gene PXT1). NCBI's taxonomy places the organism in Eukaryota, Metazoa, Chordata, Mammalia, Chiroptera, Pteropodidae. Gene Ontology annotation, cellular component: peroxisome; nucleus. The record is from RefSeq and is a predicted model, not a curated record. Gene Ontology annotation, biological process: positive regulation of apoptotic process. The transcript has 4 exons. The coding region runs from base 120 to 527 and encodes 135 amino acids.